Molecule: messenger RNA, 1377 nt
Organism: Tigriopus californicus
Lineage: Eukaryota; Metazoa; Arthropoda; Copepoda; Harpacticoida; Harpacticidae
Exons: 5
Coding region: 369-1331 (320 amino acids)
Source: RefSeq, a predicted model, not a curated record
UGAAUUGAACGACGAUGGAGAAUGGGAUUUCAUUCACCUAAGGUUAGAGAUCCUGCUCAGGAUCCUCGCCAACGAGGAGGAUUAUCCCGUGAAUCAAGAGGAAGUAAAAACCGCCAAGUUCAUUGAUCAAAAAAUUGACCGUCUCUGAAUGUGCCAGAGACUUAUUUGUGCCUCUCGCAUGAAUUCUCACGCGACUUCAGGAACACACACUACAGAUUAUCAGCCAUGCAUGCAUUGAUUAUUGACCCAUCAAAAAUCAUCGAGUUCCAUUUAUUGAGACUUGGCCAUUUUUUUUGUCGCCGCCGUCCUUUUAAACUCAAUGAUCAUCAUCCGCUCUUCAUCAGGACGUGAGCCAUGAACCUUGAUAGAUGAAAAAUGAUUGCUACGUUAUGGACUGUAUUGUGGCAGUACGUGGUAUUGUAUUCGCCGUGUCUCUUGCCUGUCCAGAAUCUCAUCCAUGGGCACUGGCAAAUGGAACGCGUUGUUGUCAACGAUUUUAUCGCGCCAACGAUUUCACCCACGAUUUGGAUUGGUAUGACCCUGAGUCACUUUGCUUUGGAGGCAAUGUGAUACCUUGCCCGAGUUUUGGUCACUACCAGUCAUUAUGCCGAACCAAUCUCAAAUUCAAAGAUCCCGUUCAGUGUCCUAUUACGCAUCCGAUUACAAUGAGAAAUGCUUGUUGCAAGAACUACCAACAAGUAGAAGAAGGCAAUUGCGAUGGCACCUUGAUUGAAACUGAUGACGAUCCCACUUGCUGUCGAAGUGAUCACUUGUUCCAAACACAACAAUGCAAGGACCUCAAACAAAGGUGCUUGGCACCUGCCCCAGCUGAUUCCAGGACCUAUUGUCCACCCAAUCCGGAGGUGCACCGUGUAAACGGCCAGAACUACGCUUUGAUUUCGACCGCAAAUAUAACACCACAGGACACAAUGAAAAAGAUUUGCCAAAACGCAGCGGGACGCCUUAUGACCAUCACGUCUGAAAAGCUGAUUCAUGCGAUUGACCUUUUGGAGAAUGGAUUUACGGAUGCUCAAAUUCCACGAGGAGAAAUACGUCGUUAUGUAGUUGGAGCAAAGAAGAAAACGACAAAUUCCAAAUGCUUCGAAGAAAAUCAAUGCCAAGGCAAAGUACUCGAUAUCAUUACUGGUGAUGUGAUCGUCUUUGACGAUGAGCUUAGCAACCUUAUAACUUCCUUCGAUGUUAAGAAUGUUGACAACUUCAUAGCGUUCAACAUCAGACUGGAUACAAAACAUGUGGAGAUGGUAAAUACAGCGCUGACCCAGUAUCACAAUGGAUACUUCAUUUGCGAAGUUGAUUGCCUUCUUGUUUAAACCUUGAAAUAAAGCAUGGUAUCGAGUGAAAUUUUCAAGAUGGACA